Molecule: messenger RNA, 2729 nt
Organism: Scleropages formosus (Asian bonytongue)
Lineage: Eukaryota; Metazoa; Chordata; Actinopteri; Osteoglossiformes; Osteoglossidae
Exons: 6
Coding region: 694-2592 (632 amino acids)
Source: RefSeq, a predicted model, not a curated record
AUUUCUAUCGUUUCUAAUUCACAGGACGCCUGCAUUGCUGGAGGGUAAAAACCCAGAAUCCAGAUACGAAAAAACUGAUUAAACAAUAUUCAUUUAAACAAUGCAUUUCAUUCAUUUGCUAUGAUUUGGCAACGAAAUAAAGUCUUACACACUUUAGAAUUAAGAAAUCCAACCGUUGAUCAAUUUUUGGUAAUUAACUUAAUUAUUUAAAAAACUAGACAUCCUGGUGGUCAAAACGAAUAGCUGUUCGCCCUCCGAGCAAUAUCUGAGUAGAUGUUUUUAUUCGGUAAAUAAUCGGCUUUGCUAAAUCAUGUUAGUAGAAUUAGAGAAACAGCCAGGCAGGUUUUCAUUCAUUAUAAUAUUUAAUUAAUAUACCAGCAGAAGUGCUGCGCGUUUAAUCCAUCGAAUCUAUCCCAGUUUUUAUUAUUUUAUUUAUUAUAUGUCAAAUUGGCGAAUAGAACAGAACACCCCACCACCGAUCGUGUAAAACGCACGUGAUCCCAGACCACUGCCGCGUCCGCGCGCGUGAAAAUGCCGCGCUCGUGCCAGCACCCGAUUGGCGCACCCGCGCUUUUUAUGAACGGAGCGCGCAGUGUAUGAACAUGGCUGGUGGUUGUUAGUUUCCCUCCUCUCUUUUUUUUUGCUUCUUACAAGUCGCCGCCGCUUCUGUAGAUUUGUGGGAUUUUACGAGCGAUGGCGUGGCCGAGGAGAUUAGGGUCUUUUUUAUCCUGUUUUACGCUAAGUCUUGUCGUAUAUUGUGCGCUGGCGCGUGCCCUUAUUAGCGAGCGGGAUGUUGAUUCUUUUAUGCCACUUAAUGGGCAGAGUUAUAGAGGAUGGGCUAGCAAAAUGAGUGAUUCAAAGGAUGAGGUGGUGCUUGGGAAGAUCAUACUGGGGUCUAGCGCUAAGGACUGGAAAGGGGAUAAGGUGCAUGGGAAAGGCUUGAGGGUCAACUCUCUUUACAUGGCCUUUGAUACUGAUGGAUAUCAGUCAGAUGCUGGCUGGGGCAACUUGAAGCACCUUCAGGGUGAGGUUUAUGGUCCAGAUUCUGCGAGUCCAGCAGUCCAGGCAUUACUUGAUGCAGAACCCACAGUGCAAUGUAGGGAAAACUUCAUGACUCUUCAUUUGAAAGGAACCUUAGUGGGGUCAAACUUGUUGGUGGACCGAGGAAAUGGGUCACCCCUUCCUAUAUCUGAGUUGCCCUCCAAGUGUGGGUACUUUGUGAAGAUGACAUGGCAUGAUGUUCUCUUCAAGGCACCCUAUAAUGGCUGCUAUAAUACAAAAGAGGGUGGCAGUAAUGUUCUGCCAUUGCGCUGGUUGGGAACACCUAUGAAAGUGACAUGUCCACAUCGUCCCUCAACUGCUCCUGCCUCGGUUGUCUGUUAUCCUUCUGGGAUGGUUGUAAAAAUUGAUGCCCCCUAUGCUGUGGCUAGUAAGAUCAAUAUCAAAUUCAAGAACAAAUGGAAACCACUAUUGUGGGUGUCUGCACAGUGUGGCUAUAGUGUGGUUACACACCCUGGAGGACUAGUUAUCACUGCUCCUUUCUCGCCUUGUGAUGAAACAAAGGCUGGAAUGCACACAAUUGAGAUUCUUGAAGGGAAUAUCAAAUUGUCUUGUCCUUCUCCAGCUGCUAAUAUGCCCUCAAACUAUUUCCUGUUUGGUAAACUUGAGAUGCCUGUCCCAGCCCCUGCUGCUCCAUGGCCACCAGGCUUUAUGUACCCUCAGCCCCCAAAACCUGUCCCAACCACUACUGCCCCUGAACCUACUCUUGCCCAUCCUCAGCCACCAAAACCUCUCCCAGCCACUUCAGGCCCUUGGCCACCAUGUUUCAUGUAUCCUGAGCUGCCAAAACCUCUCCCAGCUACUUCAGGCCCUUGGCCACCAUGCUUCGUGUAUCCUCAGGCCCUAAAGCCUGUCUCAGCCUCUCCUGCCCCUAAACCUACUCCUGCUCAUCCUCAGCUGCUAAAACCUGUCCCAACUUCUGCUGGCCCUUGGCCACCAUGCUUCAGGUAUCAUCAGCUGCCAAAACAUCGUCCAGCUACUGGUGGCUCUUGGCCACCAUGCUUCAGGUAUCCUCAGCUGCCAAAAUCCAUCCCAGCUACUGCUGAACCUGCUCUUGCCUACCCCCAGCCCCCAAAACCUGUUCCUGCCACUUUUGCUCCUCCUUACCUUAAGCCUGAAAGAGGUGAGAGACUGCCUUCAUUGAACUAUCCUAGGCCACCUUGGUCUGUCUACUCUCAGGUUAUUCCUCUUAGCCCAGGCUCUCAACCUUUUAGCCGUCCUGAUAGCCCCAGGCCCCCAUCUACUCAUUUUUCAGCCUACAUAUGGCCUUUGACAUACACAAAGUCCUUCCAAGCUGGCUACCCUCACAGUCCUAACUGCCCUUUCUCACAUAACCGGCACAGCCACCUCCAUCUAGGUUCAGCUAGAGAACAUCAUGCCCCACUGCCUCUUCCUAGGAAAUGUAACCUGCCAUACAGAGGGUCUUCCUCCAGGCCUGCCAUCCGGUUUGCAGCACCUGCUUUUGCCCCUCAGGCAUCACAUAAAGCCUUCAAGAGCUACUGGGAUUUUGUGCCUCCUUCACAUUCUGAGUAACUUGGAUAAGACACUAUCAGUAGGUUUUGGGUUCUGAAGUCAGACUAUGGAAGACCACCUCUAGAGAGGGUGUAGAACUUGUCUGAAAGCUACUGCAAAGGAUUGAAAUAUUGUUUAUUUUAAAUAAAAUGAUUUCA